This is a messenger RNA of Lates calcarifer (barramundi perch), 2263 nucleotides long. RefSeq names its product radial spoke head 10 homolog B (gene rsph10b). Lineage: Eukaryota; Metazoa; Chordata; Actinopteri; Centropomidae. The record is from RefSeq and is a predicted model, not a curated record.
GGAAGGUUGCCGUAGUUGUAAGUGCACUUCGCCGUUGCCAUGGAGAGGAUCCUAGCUUGUGCGCGAGAUAAACAAACGGCGCAAAAUGACACAAGGAAAAGAGAAGAAGAAAAGUGCGAUAAUAAAUGAUAAACGGGAAGAAAAGAGGACGCGUGGAAACGCAGAGCCGCCACAGACCGCGGAAGAAAGGGAGAAAAGAGAGUUAGAGAGCUGCUCUGGUGGUUUACAGGUGAAUUCAGCGGAUGUGGAGCUGAAUCAAACCAAGCUCCGAGGUCAAGCCGAGCAUGAUGAUACCGAUGAACUCCCCACAUUAUUCAGCCUGGUCAUUCAGAGAUAUGAAGGAGAAACCAGUGAAGACCAGUUUCAUGGAGAAGGUGUUGCUUGUUUCGAAGGAGGACAUAUGUACAAGGGCAUGUUUAACAAGGGACUUAUGAGCGGAUGUGGUGUCUUCACAUGGGCAGGCGGAUUGAAAUAUGAGGGUGAAUUUGUUUGCAACAUGCCCAUGGGCCAGGGCACUUACACGUGGCCAGAUGGCAGCUCCUACAUGGGAGACGUCUGCAAUGGUAUACGACAUGGGACUGGAACUUACAUAUGUGCCAAAAACACUGUGACAUACAAAGGGCAGUGGGAUCAGGGCAAGAGGCACAGGAAAGGUAUGAUGUAUUAUAACCAGGAGAAGACUUCUUGGUACAAAGGAGAUUGGGUGAAGAACAACAGAGAGGGGAUAGGAGUGAGAUGCUACCCCUCUGGUGACAUUUACUCUGGCGAGUGGAAAAACAACCUGAGGCAUGGAGAGGGCACCAUGAAGUGGCUGAAGCUGAGUCAGCAGUAUGUUGGGAUGUGGCAGGGUGGGGUCCAGCAUGGGCAAGGAACACACGUCUGGAUCCUGAAGCGAGUGGAUAGAUCCCAAUAUUCCCAGAGUAAUCAGUACACGGGGGAUUUCGUUCAGGGUCAGAGGCACGGACAGGGAACGUUUUACUACGCUGGUGGUGCAAUCUAUGAAGGAGAAUGGAAGAACGAUAAAAAACAUGGGAAGGGAAAAUUCACUUUUAAGGAUGGGCAUGUUUUUGAAGGAGAGUUUGUGGAUGAUCAGAUGAAAAUGGAAAAUGGAAACAGUGCUCCCUCUCCUCUGUGUGGUAGUGAUUCAUCUGUCUUAGGACCAGACAUGGCUCUGAACAUCCAAUGUCUUCUGGAUGAAAUCCCUGAGAGCAAGCGUGACACUGAGCACAAACAGGUGGAGUUUGUGGUACUGAGGAAAAGCACAGAGCUGCGGUCUAUCUAUACUUUCUACAGCAGACUUGGUCACGCCCACUCCCUGGAUAACACCUUCCUGCUGUCCCGCCUGCAGCUAUGGCGCCUGCUCAAAGACUGUAACAUCCACCAUCACGACAUCACUCUGACACAGAUAGACCGUUUUAUCAAAGAGGAUACCACCACAGAGAUCCACUCCCCUUUCACCCCCAUACUGCUUCGCAGGCUCCUCAGCUGUCUCGUGAUCGUGGCCCACCACAUCUACAAUAAAGACAUGGUGUCGGAAAAGCAUCUUCUGGCUGCCUGCUUAUCCAAACUGAUGACAGACGACAUCCUUCCUAAUGCUAAGAAUGUAAAAGGCUUCCUGUUUGGACAACCACACUUAUCAGUGGUGGCUAUGAAAUACAUGAAGAGGUGCUGGGAUAUCUAUCAGGUGUACUGCAGGGUCCACUCAGCUCCCAGAGAUGACCAGACCAUGACCUGCAGACAUCUGCUGUGGAUGUUCAAGGAUCUCAAUCUGCUGGACAAUAAUCUGACUGCAGCGAGGUUACUGAAGAUCAUCACUGCAGAGAGCCGUGACCCCAACAACCUUUCCCCCUGCCUGGAUCUGGAGAUUACCUUCCUGGAGUUUUUCGAGGUACUUCUGGGCUGUGCUGAGGUGAAGUGUCAGGCCAGCGAGAAAAUCUUACAGACCACAAGCAACCCUUCCCAGUCGCAAGGGAAAUCCAGUGACACAAGUCAGGAUGUCUUGGAGAGUCAAGAAGAUGUCGAGACUGAAGUCAGUGAUCGACCUCAGUCUGCAGAGCACACAGAGGAGCAUGGAAGGGAGGGAAAGGGCAUGCAAACCAGAGGAAUGGAGGCCAAAGAUCAGACAAUUCAUCAGUUCUUCAACCACUUUUUCUUCCCUGCGUUUGACCAUCACCAGCAGGUGACUGAAAACAUGAAGGAGGAUAAGCUCUGCCAGGGCCAGAGACGCAUCGCUCUAGCCAAGGCCCAACAAAGAGCCAGGUAA